AUGCCAACGAUGUGGCUUUCAGAAACGCAGAAAAUUGGAGCAAUCUUCUGCACCGGUGGCGGUCUGUUUCUAUUCGGAGGCGUGCUUAUGUUCUUUGAUCGAUCAAUGCUUGCCAUGGGCAAUAUCCUCUUCCUCAUCGGCCUCACCCUCAUAAUCGGUAUCCAAAAAACGAUCGCAUUCUUCUCUCGCCCACAAAAACUCAGGGGCACCGCUGCUUUCGCCGGCGGGAUUCUACUUAUUCUCUUCCGAUGGCCUCUGAUCGGCUUCUUUGUUGAAUUGUACGGCAUAUUGAUUCUGUUUGGAGACUUUUUGGUGACGAUUGGUCAAUUUGUGGGUGGUGUUCCCGUCAUUGGGCCCUACAUUCAACAAGCUUUGAAUACGUUGGCGGGACAGAGGAGGAAUGCGGAGUUGCCUGUUUGA
Messenger RNA from Talaromyces atroroseus, 420 nucleotides. Its product is annotated as Protein transport protein GOT1. The record is from RefSeq and is a predicted model, not a curated record. Gene Ontology annotation, biological process: endoplasmic reticulum to Golgi vesicle-mediated transport; retrograde transport, endosome to Golgi. Lineage: Eukaryota; Fungi; Ascomycota; Eurotiomycetes; Eurotiales; Trichocomaceae. Gene Ontology annotation, cellular component: Golgi cis cisterna; COPII-coated ER to Golgi transport vesicle; Golgi membrane. The transcript is spliced from 5 exons. The coding region runs from base 1 to 420 and encodes 139 amino acids.